UAGGGGUUUUCCCUCGGGAUUUCCCCUUACAGUAUCGACAGUGAAAGCAUAAACAACCACAUGUACACAGUGUGUGUGUGUACCGAGACUGUGCUCCAGUCUAGUCAUGCCUGCCAAGAAGAUCAGUCACCUCCCUCCCCUGACUGUCAGACAGUUGUGUAGGUAUUUGAACACUGAGGGUGCUGGAGUGCGUAACUGGAAGGACCUCAUAGCCUAUGCUCCAGGUAAUGUGUAUGAUGCUAUCUAUGAUGUGGCAGCCUUUGCUCGCGCUGGAGGGAGGAUGGAUAGCAGCCCAGCAGAGGAAGUGUUGACUGACUUUGCCUCUCUUGGGUUCACCUGUGAUGACCUCUACACUACUCUAGCUCGUAUGGAGGCACGACAAGCCAUGGAGACUCUUGAGGAACACGUGUCCCCUGAUGUUGUGACCCGGGUGAGAGAGCAGCGCAACACACCACCCUCUACUAGUAGCCGCCCUCCCCCCAUGCCUGACCGCGCCCCCUCUCCUGACACACACCCGGAGUAUGGCCCCCUCCCACCACACCCUCCACCCACUAUAGCACAAACACUCGCUAGUGCUAGUGGAUCACGUGAUCAGCCAUCACAUAAUACUGGUUACUAUGGUGACACGUACAUGUACCCUCCGUCUCAGAGAUCACGUGACCUAUCCACCCCCUCAUGGUCUAGUAACGGCUAUGUUAGUUCAAGUGGGUGGAGCUCUGAUAGUACUGCCCUCCCACCGCUAACCCCUCUUCCCACUGAUUCCAGCCGUCCGUCGUCGUCAAGCCAACAGACCACACCCACUCCCUCUGAUCACAUGACAUCAUCCUCGGGUCAUGUGACUCCCAACAUCCUCCACUUUACCUACACUGAGCUGAGUGAUGUGACUGGAGACUUCACUGCUGACAUCCUGGGUAUGGGGGCGUUUGGUACUGUCUUUAAAGCCAAGAUCCGCGGGAAUGGACCGUACGCUGUCAAGAGGUUACACAAUGAGAGUGAGAUUGUUGGAGGAGGGAUGUUCUAUGACACCAGCUUCCAUAGGGACACGUUCGCACAAGAGCUACAAGUCCUCACAAGGUAUAAUCAUCGUAAUAUUCUGUCGCUGGUUGCCUAUAGCAACGACGGACCUGUGCCGUGUUUGGUGUAUGAGUACAUGAAGCACGGAUCACUAGCCGAGUGCCUGGUUGCCACGAGAGAUAUUGUACUGCCCUGGUAUCUACGUCUGGAUAUAGCCAAGCAGAUUGCAGACGCUCUCCACUUCCUCCACACAGUCAACAAGCCCACGUGUCUGGUGCAUGGUGAUGUUAAGAGUGCCAAUAUACUGCUGGAUGCGAACCUUGUACCCAAGUUAUCUGAUUUUGGGCUGGCCAGAGAAUUGAAACGCAGUCCCAAUGAGCGGAGCACAUACAGUACCAAGAGCGAUGUUGUCAUGGGAACCAUGGCGUAUAUGGCGCCUGAGUUCAUUCGUAACAAGAAGUUCACUGCUCGUACUGAUGUGUACAGUUAUGGAGUGGUGCUGAUGGAGAUGUACACUGGCCAACCAGCCCUGAGCAGUGACCCAGCACACAAGAGCAGGGUCCUAACGGAUCGACUGUCUCGCUUGAUAGCAGACUCUGAGGGUCACCGUGACGAGGUGGUUGCCGUGGGUGAUCCUCGUGCUAAGUGGCCAGUACAGAAUGCAGUGGAGUUGUUUGAUAUAGCGACAGUGUGUCUAGUGCAUAUCCCCAGGAAGAGGCCGGGGAUGGACCAGGUACUCAUACAGCUGGAAGCCAUACUGCCACCAAUGGGGGCAAUCUGAACAAAUUAAUGUGUGAAGCUGAAAUCAAGAACUUAAUAUUUGUACAAUCAUAAUUAUAUUCAUUCCCAUCAAUUUAUUUUUGUGCUUUUUGCUGUGUGGAAAAACUGUGAUAAAAAAAAGGUAAUUACUCAGCAA
This is a messenger RNA of Halichondria panicea, 1930 nucleotides long. RefSeq lists its product as uncharacterized. NCBI's taxonomy places the organism in Eukaryota, Metazoa, Porifera, Demospongiae, Suberitida, Halichondriidae. Bases 107 to 1795 code for a protein of 562 amino acids. Gene Ontology annotation, molecular function: ATP binding; protein kinase activity. The transcript has 13 exons. Gene Ontology annotation, biological process: protein phosphorylation. The record is from RefSeq and is a predicted model, not a curated record.